CAAUGAGCACACCGAUAACAUUGUCUCUAGCGCCCCACAAUGGAAUGGGAGGCGGAAGACUCAUCACAUCUUCUCAAAUCAGGGGAGUGAUUGUCGAGGUAGCUGUGAGGUCCAAUCAUCACUCACUCCGUCAGGCGUCUCUCCAAUGAAAGAUAUCCAAGGUAUAUUGGCGGUGCGAAAAACAUGGCGGAAAAUUUAAAAGCUUGUAGUGUCCCUUGCAAGCUUUUAUGGGAGGACUUGCAAACUGUCUGCCGUCGAAAGAGGCUCAACUGUAAACAGUUGAGGGUGAACAAGCACAAUUUUUAUGACUUUGAAGUCGAAUACCUUUGUGACUACAAGAAGAAAAAGGAUCAGGAGUUGUACCUUGUGAAAUGGAAGGGCUACCCUGAGUCGGCCAACACCUGGGAACCCAAGAAGAACCUCAAGUGCACAAAGCUGUUAAAGCAGUUCAAUCAGGAUCUGGAACGUGAACAGAGGCGCCUAAAGAGGAAGCGUAACUUUAAAAGCCUCGACAAAGACAUUGUCUCAGUCCUGGUGCAGAAGGCCAAACUACGUAAAAGGCUCCUGCUCUGGGAGGCUGACUUGAACAAGACACGCACACAUCCUGGCCGUAUCCUUGUCCUUAAUGAGGUGGACUUAGAGGGCCCGCCCAAGGACUUCUCCUACAUCAACAACUACAAGGUGGGAGACGGCAUCAUACUAAAUGAGGUGGCAAUAGGUUGUGAGUGUAAGGACUGCUUUAAAGAACCGGUGAAAGGCUGUUGUCCUGGGGCGUCCCUCCAUCGCCUGGCAUAUAACAUCCGGGGCCAAGUACGUGUGCGUGCGGGGGAACCUAUCUAUGAGUGUAACUCUCGCUGCUGCUGCGGCCCUGACUGUCCCAAUCGAGUAGUUCAGAACGGGAUCCAGUUUGACCUGUGUAUCUUUAAAACUGAGAAUGGCCGGGGCUGGGGAGUGCGGACGUUGCAGCACAUCAAGAAGAACACUUUUGUAAUGGAGUAUGUUGGAGAGAUCAUCACAUCAGAUGAGGCUGAGAGGAGGGGUCACCUUUACGACCGACAGGGAUCCACCUACCUUUUUGACCUGGACUAUGUGGAAGAUGUUUACACUGUAGAUGCGGCUUCCCAUGGCAACAUCUCCCACUUUGUCAACCAUAGUUGCAACCCCAAUCUACAGGUGUACAAUGUAUUUGUUGACAACUUGGAUGAGAGGCUCCCACGGAUAGCUUUGUUUUCAACUCGGUCCAUCAGGGCUGGAGAGGAGCUUACUUUUGACUACAAAAUGCAAAUCGAUCCAGUUGAUGCAGAGGGCACCAAAAUGGAUUCAAAUUUCAGUGUUGCAGGACUCCCAAGUUCACCAAAAAAACGAAUUAGGGUAGAGUGCAGGUGUGGAUCUGAUUCCUGUCGAAAAUACCUGUUCUGAUAUGGAAGCAUUCCACUUUGGAACAACUGUCAACAAGAUCUGUAUUUGUAAUGGCUCAGCUUUUAUAUUUGUUUGGCUUUUUUUAAAAGAUGACCCACAUGGCUUCUGUUGAAAUUGCAACUGAUUUUCUGUAUCAUAGAAAAUGACAUGUCUGCCACUUUUGUGAAAUGAUAGUUGUGAAGGAUUUACAGCCUUCACCACCAACAACAACUGUAAAGUCAACAAUGUAUGUAAAUUCUUGUGUGUUUAGUGUCCUGGUGCUUUUAUGGUUUUGAAAUCUGCCCAUUUUUGUGGUGUUGCAUUUCAUUGAUUUGUGAACUACAAUUCAAUCGAGUGACUGGGAAUGUCAUGGGACACUUCAUACCGUUGUGGUAAAACACAUGGUUUGUUAUAGUACAUGUCAGUUGUGUUGUUUCAAAGUCAUAUUCAUGUCCUGAAUCUGUGAGGCCAAAUUUAAAUGUAAUUCUUAUUUUAAACUAAUUUUUAUGGUCAUGUUAAUGUACAAUAUGUUUGUGUUUAAAGUGCCAUGGUGUAAAUUGUAAAUAAAUUUUAAUUAGAUAGUUUAACCCUCACAACUUUUUAAGUAUUCUACCAAUUAACUUUCUUUGUCUUUUUUAAACAUAUUGCAAUGCAAUGUAGAGACACAGUUGCAGCUUGUGAUGUCACAAGGUGUAACUGCCAGGCCAUCUGAGGAUAACUUAAAUACACCACUAGAUGGUGCAAGUAAUCUGAGGCAAUCAAUAUAGCCUACAAAGUGCCUGUUUAGGGGUAUAUUUUUAUAUAUUUCUGAUUAAGUUUUCUCAGCUUUUGGACUACUAAAUGUACAAAAAAGAAUAGACAGAAAUGUAAUAGUACUUUCUUUUAAGAUGCAAUGAUUGGCUUGCAUCUUGUUAGUUUCUACAAAAUGUUUCUUUGAAAACCUUGUAUGAAUGUCAAUUUGCAAUAACUGUUUUCAAACCCAAGCUGUACAAUAUUGUCUGACCAUGUGAGAGAAGGUGUUUUCAAUUAGCAUACACAUUUCUCUUUCUGUACUCAGGAAGUCAUAAAACAUGUAUUUUGAAGUUUAGCAUAUUUCUGUUAGUUAACACAAACUUUCAAUGUUCCUCAUAAGAAGCAAAGAUAAGGAAAUGGAGUAAUGCCAUGACACACAGUCUCCUCUUCUUCCCUUGUCCCUUUGGCUCUGCUUACCUCCCACUCUCAGAUGAAGUCACCUGGACAGACAUAAGAAUGGUACAAUUUCCCCUCUCAGGCUUCAUGAGGCACCUUACAUACACGUCUAACUUUUGUCUUGAGAAUCUAAAAACUGUCCCAUGUUGACUGGCUUCCAUUCCCGGAAGUCUUCAAACAGUCAGCUAUGCUAAGAUUUUGUAUUUUUAACAAAAGGGAUGGAUUUGGUAUGUCUCCCUUUCCUCCAUACCCACAGCCUCUUGUCCCAGUGCUUGGGGUAGCAGAAGACCUGUGGUGUGCAGGGUUGGAGGUCUGCUAAGAGCAGGCCUUUUAUUGGGGCUAUUAUUGGGUUGCAUGGAUUUAUAAAGGAUGAAGGCUCCAAAGACCUAGCAGACACACAUGAGGUUUAGGAAAUGGAACAAGACUUAGCCACACAGGUGUCCAAUGUGUGGGUCAGCCAUCCAUGUUUGCACAAUGCAUAUCUUUCAGUAAAUGCAGUGGGCUACUGACAGUGUAAAUAUUAAAUAGCAGUACUUGUAUUGUUACAAUGUGCUGGAUCUCAACACAAAUGGAGAGGUGAAUUGCACAGCAAUUUGUGAAUUAUAAUGUAAUGCAAAAAUAUAAACAGCAUAUACUCCUGAUAAAAAUCUAUCUUCAUAUCCAUUUGCACAUACCAAUUUAGCUUUACUCAUUGAAAUCUUAAUAGUUUGAAAGGAAGUUUAUUUUUAUUACAAAAACCAACAACAAAAUCAUAAAUGGCCAGAGACAUGCUUAACAGCUCAACCAUUUUUUUUUAUAAUACAGAAAAAGGAAACCACACCAUCUGACUUUCUUUCAUGAUAUUUAGAGGUCUGAGGACAUUACUUCGGUAUCCUUCAAACCUUCGUCAUUAGUAUUUGAUAUUUAACUGCAGGUUGUAGUUUGACAUGUCACGUUCUG
Molecule: messenger RNA, 3525 nt
Organism: Hypomesus transpacificus
Lineage: Eukaryota; Metazoa; Chordata; Actinopteri; Osmeriformes; Osmeridae
Gene: suv39h1a
Product: SUV39H1 histone lysine methyltransferase a
Exons: 7
Coding region: 184-1419 (411 amino acids)
Cellular component (GO): nucleus
Molecular function (GO): protein binding; histone H3K9 methyltransferase activity; zinc ion binding
Source: RefSeq, a predicted model, not a curated record